This is a messenger RNA of Prunus dulcis (almond), 1960 nucleotides long. RefSeq names its product amino acid transporter AVT3B-like. Gene Ontology annotation, biological process: amino acid transmembrane transport. The transcript has 2 exons. Bases 235 to 1506 code for a protein of 423 amino acids. Gene Ontology annotation, molecular function: amino acid transmembrane transporter activity. Gene Ontology annotation, cellular component: vacuolar membrane. NCBI's taxonomy places the organism in Eukaryota, Viridiplantae, Streptophyta, Magnoliopsida, Rosales, Rosaceae. The record is from RefSeq and is a predicted model, not a curated record.
GGACCCUUCCAAAAUAACUUGCACAAAUAGACUACCAGCCACCACCACCAGCCCCAUCCCCAAACACAUCUUUCCCAAUUCCCAUCAUACCCCAAAAAAUCUCUCGUUCAAAAUCUCUCGAUCAACUCAAAAUCUCAUCCAUUCUCUCAAUUCAAUUCACUUCUUUAGGAUCAAAAGCUCAAAUCCCAGCAACCCAAUUUCUCUUUCUUCACCACCCAAAGGCACAAAGCUACCAUGGUGGUGUUUGACAAAGAAGCGAGCUCAUCCUCACAAACGCUCCCGCCUUUUCCUAGAGAAGACACUCCACUUCUAGCCAGACCUCGCAAGCUCUCAUCCCAAGGCAAGACCUUUGCCAACGUCUUCAUAGCCAUAGUGGGUUCAGGCGUGCUGGGUCUCCCGUACACUUUCAAGAAAACCGGAUGGGUCUUCGGCUCACUCAUGCUCUUCUCUGUAGCUUUCUUCACCUACUACUGUAUGAUGCUCCUAAUUCACACUCGCCGGAAGCUCGAUUCUGUCCAUGGCCUCUCAAAGAUCGCAUCUUUUGGCGACCUGGGCUUCGCUGUGUGUGGCCCAAUUGGACGACUCUCAGUUGACAUCAUGAUCGUGCUUGCUCAGGCUGGUUUCUGUGUGAGCUAUCUAAUUUUUAUAUCAAACACUUUGGCUUUUGUUAUCAACUACUCUGGACCAGAUCGAAUUCUGGGCCUUGCCCCAAAAUCCUUGUACCUUUGGGCUUGUUUUCCAUUUCAGCUGGGAUUGAAUUCGAUUCCCACGCUGACCCAUUUGGCCCCUUUGAGCAUUUUCGCUGAUGUUGUUGAUCUUGGAGCUAUGGGGGUUGUGAUGGUGGAGGAUGUUAUGAUUUUUCUGCAAAAUAGGCCAGCUCUGCAGGCUUUUGGAGGCUUCUCUGUUUUCUUCUAUGGUCUUGGUGUGGCCGUAUAUGCCUUUGAAGGAAUUGGAAUGAUAUUACCAUUGGAAUCAGAGGCUAAAGAAAAAGACAAGUUUGGUAAAGUCUUGGCCUUGUGUAUGGCUUUCAUUGCUUUGUUGUAUGGAUCAUUUGGAGUUCUGGGUUACUUUGCUUUUGGUGAAGAGACCAAAGACAUAAUCACCACCAAUUUUGGGCAAGGCUUGGUGAGCACUCUGGUGCAGAUGGGUCUCUGCAUUAACCUCUUUUUCACGUUACCAUUGAUGAUGAACCCUGUUUUCGAAGUGGUGGAGAGAAGGUUCAAUGAUUCUAGGUACUGCCUGUGGCUGAGGUGGGUGAUGGUGUUUGUGGUCAGCUUGGUAGCUCUUUUGGUGCCUAAUUUUGCAGACUUUUUGUCUCUGGUUGGGAGCAGUGUGUGUGUUGCUCUGGGCUUUGUGUUGCCCGCUUUGUUUCAUUUGAUGGCGUUCAAGGAAGAACUGAGUUGGCAUGGGAUGCUUUUGGAUGGGACUAUUGUGGUUCUUGGUGUGGUUAUUGGAGUCUCUGGAACUUGGUCUUCAAUAGCAGCAAUUCUUGCACCCACAGCCUGAUUUUAUUAGGCAGUUGAUCAAUUGUUUUGGUGGGUUGAGUUCUGAUUUUUCAGUCUUGCAACUUCGAUGGUCAAGCUUUUCAACUUCAAUUUGAAAAUCAAUCAAAAUUGUGUUGGAGAUUGGGUGAUAUCAAAUAAGGGUCUAGAAAAAUGUGGAACUUCCUCACUACCCUUGUCCAUUUUCGUGUAGAAAUUGAAUAAUUUGGAAGUACUGAACUUUUUGGCACCUAAGGGCUACAAGCUUACAACUUUAUGAACAUUUCAGGUCUCACUAAGGUUGUACGGACAUCUGUGCCAUGUUGGAAUGAGAAAGAUGUAAUGUAACCCAUGGCUUAUGCAUAAAAUAAGUGAUGCAAAAGCAUGUGAUUGUGCCUAUUUUAAUCUUCUUCAAGAAUCGUUUAUGUACCAAUCGAACUUAAUUCACAAUUGCUUAAGUAACGGUUUGGAUCUUAUUA